ACGAGCACAGAAAAUUUACGUGCCUGUUGGUUUUAUAAAUGUUUGUACGCUGAUUUUAUUUGAAAUUUUACUUAACCGUGGUAAAAUAAACCUGUACAAUUAUAGCCAGUGAUAUUUACAACAGACUCAUCGAAUAAAUAGACAGCAACAAUUACUCUGAUCAUACGCUAAUAGGCGGCACCACUAUUAAUAUGGAAGUUAGUAACCAUCAAGAUGGCUGCUACAAACUCGAGUAUAUCCAGUGAUAAUCCAACAAAGAAAGAGGACGAAUUCAAUGAAUUUUAUUCAGAAGUGAAAGAAAUAGAAAAAAGGGAUUCAGUAUUAACUCCUAAACAGCAGAUCGACAGAUUACUUCGGCCUGGAUCAUCUUACUUUAAUUUAAAUCCUUUUGAAGUGUUACAAAUUGAUCCUACUACCUCUAUAGAUGAAACUAAAAAGAAAUAUCGACGUAUGUCAAUUCUUGUUCAUCCUGAUAAAAAUCAAGAUGAUGCAGAACGUGCGCAACAGGCGUUUGAAAUUGUUAAUAAGGCAUGGAAAACAUUGGAGAAUGAAGAAACUAGAGCAAAAUGUAUGGAUGUCAUCGAAGAAGCCAAAGCUCGUACAGAUCAUAUGAUCGCAGAGAAGAAAAAGAAACUUAAAAAAGAAGGAAAAGCUGAGGGGACAACUAUGCUUGAAGAAGAAACGGAAGAAGGUUAUAGACAUGCCGUUUGGGUUAUGACAAUGAAACUUUUUGCUGAUAUGGAGCGAAGAAGGAGAGAGUUAGCUACUAGAGACGCUGAGCAACGUAAAAGGAAACGAGAAGAAGAAUUAUCUGCAGAAGCCCAAGCAGCGUUAGAACGUGAGUGGCAAAAAAAUUUUGAAGAGUCACGACAAUCAAGAGUUGAUAGUUGGAAAGCUUUUCAGUCUGGUUCUAGUGCUACAAAACAAAAGAAGGCAAAGAAAUUGAAAGCUUUCAGGCCUCCAAAAACGAAAGCUGAAUCCCGAUAAUUAAACAAUUCUUGUUCCUGAUGCCUAACAUAGAUUCUUUCAAUUGACAUGGUGUUUCAUAUUCCUUGCAAAGUGAAAGUAGUUUGAGUAGCGUGUUCUCACCAUGUGACAUAAAAUUACUAAGUUUGUCAAAACUAAUCGGAAUUGUUCUCAUUUUUAAUUAAUUUGUUAAUUAAAAAGUUGUGAUUCAAAUCUAGUUGAAAAUAUGUUAAAUCAGGUGUCAAAGUAGAAAAUGUGUUAUAAACGGAGUGAUGAGUAAGUUGAGCAACAAAGUAUGAAAAUGAAUUAUGUGUGUAUCUUCCAAGAGUAAUUGGUAUGUUUGUGGAAUGUAUAUGUAUGUAUGUGUGUGCGUACAUAGUUGUGAUACAUUUACAUGGCCUGACUAAGUUAAAUCUUAAUGUACAAUCGUAGCGUGACAAAUUAUUUCAAAAUUAUAUGAAUGCUACUGCUCGAUAUGUAUAAAACUUAAGGCAGUUUACAUUUAUAGCAUUGUUGCAUAACAAAUGUAAUAUAUAACAAAUUUUAUGACAUACAGGGUGUUUCUUAUAAAGUCACCAACAUAAUUAUCUCUAAAAUUUGAAGACAUCAAAAACUGUUAAUAUGAAAAAUGGUUGUACCAACUAGAAUAUGCAUUCCUCCAAACAAGAUAUAUUCUAAACGUGUCUCAAAAUGCUGAAGAUAAUCGUGUCAUUCGCUUUAUAAAAAUCAUCCUGUACAUAUAUAUACCUCAUAUUUUUAUCUCAAAUGUACAAUUAAAUGAUGUGAUGCUUGUAUGAAAAAAGGUCAACGUUUAUUAGCUUUUCGAAUCCUUUCAAACUGCUGUGAAAAGUUUACACAUAUCGAAACGAUAAUCGGCCAUUGAA
This is a messenger RNA of Colletes gigas, 1850 nucleotides long. Its product is annotated as dnaJ homolog subfamily C member 8. Lineage: Eukaryota; Metazoa; Arthropoda; Insecta; Hymenoptera; Colletidae. The coding region runs from base 214 to 987 and encodes 257 amino acids. The transcript has 6 exons. Gene Ontology annotation, cellular component: nucleus. The record is from RefSeq and is a predicted model, not a curated record.